Schizosaccharomyces cryophilus OY26 is the source of this 2136-nucleotide messenger RNA. RefSeq names its product serine/threonine protein phosphatase PP1. Gene Ontology annotation, cellular component: cytoplasm; nucleus. The record is from RefSeq and is a predicted model, not a curated record. Gene Ontology annotation, molecular function: protein serine/threonine phosphatase activity. Lineage: Eukaryota; Fungi; Ascomycota; Schizosaccharomycetes; Schizosaccharomycetales; Schizosaccharomycetaceae. The coding region runs from base 282 to 1268 and encodes 328 amino acids. The transcript is spliced from 3 exons.
CAGUUCACAACCACCUCUUUAGCGCACUCCGUGUUCUGCAAUCUGCCAACAACCGUUCUCUUUGAAAAUCAACAAAAAAAAGAAUUUUUAGUGGUUUCUCAUCGGGCUACCGCUUAAGAGUGAACAAAUUCUCCGGAUUGAGUGUAUAUCAAGGAGAAAUUUCGAACGACAUUUUCAGGUGGUGGAAACCUAACAAAGUCCACAUUUCUACUGACGCAUCAUUUUGUUUCUUUUUUUGUUCUUUUAAAUCGGUUUAGACUGGGUCUUUCUAUUGCUAUAAAAUGUCUAACCAAGAUGUGGAUUUAGACUCCAUUAUAGAUCGCUUAUUAGAGGUUCGUGGAAAUCGUCCAGGGAAACAAGUUCAACUGGCUGAGAAUGAAAUUCGCUUUUUGUGCAACAAAGCCCGUGAAAUAUUUAUUAGCCAACCCAUACUGUUAGAGUUGGAAGCUCCUCUAAAAAUCUGUGGUGAUAUUCAUGGUCAAUAUUACGACCUUUUACGACUUUUUGAGUAUGGUGGGUUCCCGCCUGAGGCAAACUACUUGUUUUUGGGAGACUAUGUGGACCGUGGUAAACAAAGUUUGGAAGUCAUUUGUUUGUUACUUGCCUAUAAAAUCAAGUAUCCAGAAAACUUUUUUAUCCUUCGUGGAAACCAUGAAUGUGCUAGUAUCAACCGUAUCUAUGGCUUUUACGAUGAAUGCAAGCGUCGCUACAACAUCAAGCUUUGGAAGACAUUCACAGAUUGCUUCAAUUGCCUUCCAAUCGCUGCCAUCAUUGAUGAAAAAAUAUUUACCAUGCAUGGUGGACUUUCUCCCGAUUUGAAUUCGAUGGACCAGAUUCAGCGCAUUAUGCGUCCCACUGAUGUUCCCGACACUGGCCUGCUUUGUGAUCUUUUGUGGUCUGAUCCUGACAAAGACCUGACGGGCUGGGGUGACAACGAUCGUGGUGUUUCGUUCACAUUCGGUCCUGACGUUGUGUCGCGAUUUUUGCAUAAACACGACAUGGAUCUUGUAUGCCGAGCUCAUCAAGUCGUUGAGGAUGGCUACGAGUUUUUUUCGAAACGCCAAUUAGUCACUUUGUUUAGUGCUCCCAAUUAUUGUGGUGAAUUUGAUAAUGCUGGUGCUAUGAUGAGUGUUGAUGAAAGCCUUCUUUGCAGCUUCCAGAUUCUAAAACCAGCAGAGAAAAAACAACGAUACGGCGGUUAUCAAGGAAUGGGUCAGAACUGGCACAUAAAUACUCCUCGGAAAAAUAAGGCAGGCAAUUCAAAAUAAAGCAUACUGAGUUAUCUCAUUGUGUUCCUGAACUUUAUUUAUUCUUUUGGUCUUUGAAUGUGAUAAAACUAAAAGCUGCAAUUGUUUUUUUUUGAUUUCAGCGACUUGCUGCCGUAUAUACGUUUCAUCAUCUUCAUCAUCUCUGCCUGUUUGUAUGAGCAUUACUUUGGAUAAUUAGAGCAACCUGAUCUUUAUUUUUGAUUUCACAUUUCCUUCGUCUUAUUCUAUCUACCCUAAUCCUUAGAUGUAACUAAGAAUUUAGAUCCAAUCUUUCUCUCUUCCUUUCAUCUAUAUUCUUUUAUAAAAAUAUAUAUACCUCUUUAAAAGGGGAUGAACUUAAACGCUGGGUUAACUUUACCUAGGGUACUUUUUGGCAUUUUCAAAGAGUUUACAAACGAGGCUUUUGAUGACUAGGAUCUUUCCUGCAUUCCUUCUUUUAAUGCUGGAUUCCAUAUCCUACUAACGAUUCGUUUAUUCAAUCUACUCUUGAUUACAUUGUUUUAUUAUGAACAACUUUAACUUCUUUUUAAAUUUGGAUGGAACUUUGAUUCAGUAGCAUCCCUAUCAUUUUAUCCUUUAUACGUUCUUAAAACCUAAGCUUCUAAUGCCUCACGUAUGUAUCUACUCUUUGUAAACAAUGUUAUGCCGUUUGAAAGUGGUUAUCAUCAGAGCUUCGGUUGUAUCUUCCCUUCUUAUUAAUACAAGCUAUAUAUCAUGUGUUGCUCAAUAAUAUGCAGUUCAUACAGACAAUUUGAAAUCACUAUGAUAGCUUCAGGCCUUAUACUUUCAACCUAAAAAAUAAUAAUAUAAGCAGUCUCUAUUUUUAUGAAAAUAUACGGUAUCAUUGUGUCGGUCCAUUCUUGACAAC